Molecule: messenger RNA, 2422 nt
Organism: Terrapene triunguis (Three-toed box turtle)
Lineage: Eukaryota; Metazoa; Chordata; Testudines; Emydidae
Gene: RNF13
Product: ring finger protein 13
Exons: 12
Coding region: 161-1306 (381 amino acids)
Biological process (GO): ubiquitin-dependent protein catabolic process; positive regulation of DNA-templated transcription; protein ubiquitination
Cellular component (GO): nucleoplasm; cytoplasm
Molecular function (GO): ubiquitin protein ligase activity
Source: RefSeq, a predicted model, not a curated record
CCCUGCGCCCGGGCUGACCUCUCCGCCUAUGCAGGGGCCUGGGGCGGGGUUUCCGCCGCGCUCUGGCUCCGCGUCUCUCAGCUGACGGGACAAACCCAUUUGUCAUGGAGUCGCUGUAGCCUGGUCCCCCUGCCCUCGGCCCCCAGAUAUUUAAUCUAAAAUGCUGUUGUCAAUAGGAAUGUUAAUGUUGUCUGCCACUCAGAUCUACACCAUCCUGACAGUUCAGCUGUUUGCUUUCCUAAACCUUUUGCCUGUGGAGGCAGACAUUUUAGCGUAUAACUUUGAAAAUGGAACUCAGACAUUUGAUGAUCUACCAGCAAGGUUUGGCUACAGACUGCCAACUGAAGGCUUGAAGGGCUUCCUAAUAAAUUCAAAACCAGAGAAUGCAUGUGAGCCCAUAGCACCUCCACCACUGAAAGACAACUCCUCCAAUGCUUUCAUUGUGUUAAUCAGAAGACUUGACUGCAACUUUGAUGUUAAGGUAGGCCUCUUUCAUUUUAAAGGUUUUGCAGCUGAGCUAGUACACAGAGUAAACUCACCUGAGGUCCCUUCCAUGGGGUCAUGUGAUAUUGAAGUUUUAAAGAAAAUUGAUAUUCCGUCUGUCUUUAUUGGUGAGACAUCAGCUAAUUCACUGAAAGAUGAAUUCACUUAUGAAAAGGGUGGCCAUAUUGUGUUAAUCCCAGAGUUCAGUCUUCCUUUGGAGUAUUACUUAAUUCCAUUCCUAAUUAUAGUGGGAAUCUGUCUUAUACUCAUUGUCAUAUUUAUGAUCACAAAAUUUGUGCAAGAUAGACAUAGAGCAAGAAGGAAUCGGCUUCGAAAAGAUCAGCUUAAGAAGCUUCCUGUACAUAAAUUUAAGAAAGGAGAUGAGUAUGAUGUAUGUGCCAUUUGUCUGGAUGAAUAUGAGGAUGGAGACAAGCUCAGAAUCCUUCCUUGCUCUCAUGCCUAUCAUUGCAAGUGUGUGGACCCCUGGCUGACUAAAACCAAGAAAACAUGCCCUGUGUGUAAGCAGAAAGUGGUCCCUUCUCAAGGGGAUUCAGACUCUGAAACAGACAGCAGUCAAGAAGAGAAUGAAGUCUCUGAAAACACCCCUUUGCUUAGACCAUUAGCUUCAGCUAGCACUCAGUCAUUUGGGGCUUUGUCAGAGUCUUAUUCCCAUCAAAACAUGACUGAAUCUUCAGAAUAUGAGGAAGACGACAAUGAGGAUAUUGAUAGUAGUGAUGCAGAGGAUGGAAUGAAUGAAGAGAGUGUAGUGGUUCAGCUACAGCCCAAUGAUGAAAGGGAGUACAGAGCGGCAAAUACUGUUUGAGCUUCAAGGCUGCUAGUGAUCAAUCUCGUAAGAACAAAACUGUUCAUAAAGCUAUACUUUACAUACACUUAUAUAGGGAAUACAUUCUAUUUGGUGGUCUCUUUGGUUACUUCAAUAGAUGCAGCUCUUCAUGUAGUGUUCUAUGUUUUAGUCAUAUUACAGACAGAUUUUUUGGUUCAGUUAUUCAUUCACAUAUUUAUCUUUUCAAAAUGAACAGUUUAACUGGACUUCACAAUACUAAUGAAUAGUGCUGGGAGUCUCCAUCAGUAGGGAUAUCACAGUAAACCAGAGACUCUACUUUAAAUGUCAGCAUCUUGUUGAAAUGGGAUAUAGCCAAGAAAGUAGGUUUUUUUUUUUUUCCUGAUUACAGCUUGUAGGUAAGAUUGGCUUAUAUUGAUAGUAAUAUUUAUUAACCGUAUGGUAAGCGCUACCCCUCCAACCCAAUCAAAAAUGUAUAUGGUUCCUGUGUCUCUGGGGUUUUCCCAAGGCUGCACCACUACUGAAAGAAGGAGGUAGAACAGUUUAGUAUUCUUUUAGCAAGCAGAUCACAAAGCAGGGAAACUGAUGCUUUAAUCUUGACAGCAGUGAUUCUGCUACUUUUCCAAGUAAUCCUAUUGAGCUUGCAUGAGCAGUUUAAGGUUGUGAAGGAAAUUUCAGAAUCAGUUAGGUUUAAAAUAGCUCACACAAAAAGAUUCAUAAUGAACAUCUUAUUAAUCGGCCCCAUUUGCUGAUAGCAGCUAGAGUAAUUUCCUAUGACAAUAAUGCAGGGGCUGGGAGUGACCAAAACAGCAAGGCAAGCAAAGCUGUAUAUAGAAAUACUGAAUUGUAGUAACUGUUCUGUUGAUCCUCACAUCAUAUACCUCUAAAUAAGGAGCAUUUUAUGCUGCAUUAGUCUGCUAAACUAUGUACAUAGAUAAAUUGUUUUUUCAAGUAUUUGAUUUGAAAAUGAGUGGUUAUAAAUAUUUAACAGAACUCUGUACUUACUAGUGUAUCAUGAAAACCUAAAUUAUAUAUAAUAUCAUUAUAACUAUGUAUAAUCAAAAUGCAAAGAUUUUUUAUACGGCCUUGUAUAAGGGGGAUUUGAAAGAAUGUUAAUAAACAUGUUUUCCACUUUAA